This is a messenger RNA of Saccostrea echinata, 985 nucleotides long. RefSeq lists its product as uncharacterized. Lineage: Eukaryota; Metazoa; Mollusca; Bivalvia; Ostreida; Ostreidae. The record is from RefSeq and is a predicted model, not a curated record. The transcript is spliced from 3 exons. Bases 13 to 834 code for a protein of 273 amino acids.
UCUGUUGUCAAGAUGGAUAUUUGGUUGAAAGAUAAAUCCUUUCGCACAAAGGAACCAAGCAGUAAAUGUGACUUCUGUUACCAGUCUGGAGUGCCUGUUAAACCUCUGUCAUGUAACAAACAUUUUUAUUGUGGUGUUUGUGAAAAGUUUGCUCCAAAGUUUUGUAAGAGAGCUGAUUACACGUGUAGCCGUUGUUCCGCUCAAACCCACAUCCGUCCUCAAAGAAUAAAUUUAGAUUUCAGCCCUGCCAAUGUCAACUCGCAGCGUGCGGCGAAGAAGAAACCUGCAUUUAAAGAAGUGACAAUUGCAAUAGAAGGGGGGACUAUACUCAGUUUUGGUGAUCCCGAUCCAGAUUCGGGUGACGAUUUGGAGGGAAACAAUGUGGAAUGGGAUCAUUUGUUGCAGUCCAUGACUUCUCCACAACCAAGUCUGGAAACGGGAAGGUGGAGUAGGGAACAAAUUCAUAGAAAUUCCACACACAUUCUGCCAUGCGUGGGCGGUUCUGGGAGUCAAGAAUCAACCGUGAUUGGUGGGUUUAGGGAAUCACGUGAUGAAGUAAAUGAUCCGGGCACCUGUCCGAGAUCUUCAGAACACAGUAGACGGGGUAACACUGUAAAAACAGAAUCCACGAAAGAGAAGGUUAAAGAGGAACAAGAAAGGGGUUCAUCGCCCGUCAAAGGAUUAAGGACGAAGUUUUCCUGCUUUGAGAUGCUCCCUGGAGAAACUUCUGAUGAUGAGAGUGACUUCAAUCCCAUUGGCGAUGUGGAGGGACCGGAAAUGAGUGAUGGCGAGGCUUACCAUGGUGACUCAGAAGAAGACUUCUGGGUUUUCUAGGAUCCAAAAGAACUCCUUUAUUUAAAAAAAUAUGUUAGGAUUUCUACUGUUGUAAAUAAUAUAGAAAUGAUUAUAUUGUUUAAAUAUCAGAAGAUAGAAAUAUAGAGGAAUUACAUUUUUGUAAAGUAACAUAUAUAAAUUAUUAUCAACA